Molecule: messenger RNA, 3964 nt
Organism: Notolabrus celidotus (New Zealand spotty)
Lineage: Eukaryota; Metazoa; Chordata; Actinopteri; Labriformes; Labridae
Product: zinc finger SWIM domain-containing protein 6-like
Cellular component (GO): Cul2-RING ubiquitin ligase complex
Molecular function (GO): zinc ion binding
Source: RefSeq, a predicted model, not a curated record
UUGACAACACAAAGGACUUCACGGAACUCGCAGGCACCGCCUCCCUUUCCAAAUAAGGGCAGUCUCUCCAUGUACGGCAAACAAUCGGUGCGAGAUUGCCCUUUUCUCUUCCUUAUCCCGUUUAUAUGAUCGGAGAGGAACUGCGCUUCAGGUUGGAAGCGGUGCGAUCAUGGCCGAGCGAGUCCAGCAGCCCCCAGCCAAGCGGCUCUGCUGCAGGCCCGGCUACAACCCGGCAUGCAGACAGGGGCAGCGGGCUGGAGGAGUCCUGUGUGGCGGCGCGGGGUCCGCUCCGGGAGGGUCGGGGAAUGGAAAAACGCACAACCCCGAGUCGUUGCUCGACAUCGCGGCGCGCAGAGUCGCGGAGAAGUGGCCCUUCCAGAGGGUGGAGGAGCGGUUCGAGAGGAUCCCGGAGCCCGUCCAGCGAAGGAUCGUAUACUGGUCAUUCCCGAGAAGCGAGAAGGAAAUCUGUAUGUAUUCCUCUUUCAACGCCGGAGGAGAGGAAAGUGGAACUAGCGGGGACAAUAAUGACGAAACCCAGCUGCCUUUCUUACGGGGUGUCACUCUGCUAGAGGGUGGCUGGGUGGACAACGUAUUGCAAGUCGGUUUCCAUCUCAGCGGCACGGUGACAGACCCCGCAACACCCUCGUCCCCGGAGCUUGUCUGCAGCGUCAGCGUCAGCUUCGACCGCUGCAAAAUCACAGCAGUAACAUGCACCUGUGGCAAAGACAUCUUCUACUGCGCCCAUGUAGUGGCGCUAUCGCUUUACAGAGUACGGAAACCCGAGCAGGUCAAAUUGCACCUGCCCAUCUCGGAAACCUUGUUCCAGAUGAGCAGAGACCAGCUGCAGAAGUUCGUCCAGUACUUGAUCUCAGUCCAUCACACAGAAGUGUUGCCCACCGCACAGAAACUGGCUGACGAGAUCCUUUCGCAGAACUCGGAGAUCAACCAAGUCCACGGGGCCCCAGACCCCACGGCUGGAGCCAGCGUGGACGAUGAGAACUGCUGGCAUCUGGACGAGGAGCAGGUUCAGGAGCAAGUCAAGCUCUUCCUAUCACAGGGAGGAUACCACGGCUCGGGCAAGCAACUCAACCUGCUCUUCAGCAAGGUGAGGGAGAUGCUGAAGAUGCGUGACUCCAACGGAGCGAGGAUGUUAACACUGAUCACAGAACAGUUCAUGGCCGAUCCUCGGCUGGCGCUAUGGAGACAGCAGGGCACCACCAUGACCGACAAGUACAGACAGCUCUGGGACGAGCUAGGUGCCCUGUGGAUGUGCAUCGUACUGAACCCUCACUGCAAACCCGAGCAAAAGUCCUCGUGGCUGCGUCAGCUGCGCAGAUGGAACAGCGUGGACGUCUGCCCCUGGGAGGACGGUAACCACGGCAAUGAGCUGCCCAACCUCACCCACUCACUGCCUCAGGGUGCCCAUGGCAACCAAGAGAUGCGUCCCCACCGGACUGUGUUCACUCGGGCCAUCGAAGCCUGUGACCUGCACUGGCAGGACCGACACCUCCAGCACAUUAUCGCCAGUGACCUCUAUGCCAACUACUGUUACCAUGACAACCAGGACGGCUCCCUCUUUGACUCACGCGGAUGGCCCUUGUGGCACGAACAUGUCCCGACGGCCUGCGCUAGAGUCGACGCCCUGCGAUCGCAUGGUUACCCAAGAGAAGCCCUCCGAUUGGCCAUCGCUGUGGUGAACACGUUACGGCGGCAACAGCAGAGGCAACUGGAGCACUUUCGGCGACACAAGAAAGAGUUGCUCCAUAAAGGCCAUACCUCUAUAACCAACAUGGAGGGCUGGGUUGGACACCCGCUCGAUCCCAUCGGCACCCUUUUCAGCACCCUUACAGAGUCGGGGCGAGUGGGAGAGGAGGGCGCCAACACCUGUUUAGACCUCUCAGAUUGCUCUAGUGUUGUAAGCAGAGCAGAGCUCCAGCGGAUGCCUGUGCAGCGAUUGUUAGGAGAUGGUGAGUCUUACGUGGCACUGGCGGUGGAGACGGCUCUGGUCGGCUUGGGCCAGCAGCGGGUGAUGCCGGACGGGCUGUAUGCUCAAGAGAAGGUGUGUCGCAAUGAAGAGCAGCUAUUGGCUAAGCUGCAGGAAGUGGAACUGGACGACUCCCUGGUCAAAAUCUUCCGUAAACAGGCCGUCUUUCUGCUAGAGGCUGGCCCGUACUCUGGCCUCGGAGAGAUCGUCCACAGAGAGAGCGUUCCCAUGCACACCUUCGCCCGCUAUCUCUUUACCUCCCUGCUACCUCACGACGCUGAACUGGCGUACAAACUUGCACUGAGAGCCAUGAGGUUGCCGGUGUUGGAGUCGACAGCCUCGUCAGGUGACCUGUCACGACCCCACCACAUCGUAUCAGUGGUGCCCAACCGCUACCCGCGCUGGUUCACCCUGAGCCACAUAGAGUCUCAGCAGUGUGAGCUGGCCUCCACCAUGCUAACUGCUGCCAAAGGUGACAGUCGAAGACUGGAGACAGUUCUGGAGUCCAUCCAGAAAAAUAUCCACUCCUCGUCUCACAUCUUCAAACUGGCACAGGAUGCGUUCAAGAUCGCCACUCUGAUGGACAGCUUGCCUGACAUCACACUUCUAAAAGUCUCUCUGGAGCUUGGGCUGCAGGUGAUGAGAAUAACUCUUUCUACAUUAAACUGGAGGAGGAGAGAGAUGGUGCGCUGGUUAGUUACAUGUGCCACUGAAGUUGGUGUGUACGCACUGGACAGCAUCAUGCAAAGUUGGUUCACCCUCUUCACCCCCACAGAGGCCACCAGUAUCGUGGCCACAACCGUCAUGUCCAACAGCACUAUCGUUCGCCUCCACCUGGACUGCCACCAGCAGGAGAACCUCGCCUCGUCAGCCCGCACCCUCGCCCUGCAGUGUGCCAUGAAGGACCCCCAGAACUGCGCCCUCUCUGCCCUCACACUCUGUGAAAAGGACCACAUUGCCUUCGAGACAGCCUACCAGAUUGUACUGGAUGCAGCAGCGACGGGGAUGAGCUACACGCAGCUCUUCACUAUAGCCCGCUACAUGGAGCACCGGGGAUACCCAAUGAGGGCGUACAAGCUAGCAACGUUAGCAAUGGCUCACCUGAACCUUAGUUACAACCAGGACACGCACCCGGCCAUCAAUGACGUGCUGUGGGCCUGUGCACUUAGCCACUCGCUGGGAAAAAACGAGCUGGCUGCUGUCAUCCCUCUUGUGGUGAAGAGCGUGAAGUGUGCCACAGUGCUCUCGGACAUUUUGCGGCGGUGCACGCUGACCACACCGGGAAUGGUGUCAGCAUUGCACAGUCGUAGGAACUCUGGGAAGCUAAUGUCCCUGGACAAGGCGCCGCUAAGGCAGCUGCUGGACGCAACCAUCGGGGCCUACAUCAACACCACACACUCACGGCUCACACACAUCAGCCCGCGCCACUACAGCGAGUUUAUCGAGUUCUUGGGGAAAGCCCGGGAGACUUUUAUGAUGGCUCACGACGGACACAUUCAGUUCACACAAUUCAUAGACAACCUGAAACAGAUCUACAAGGGCAAAAAGAAACUUAUGAUGCUGGUGAGGGAGAGGUUCGGCUGAGGGCGAGGCCCCCUCCUGCUCUAGUACUUUUCUAUUAACUUGAGUCUGCCUUUUGAACUUCUUUUGGACGUAUAAAAUAGACGAGUAAAAAGAGGGAUGUGACUUGUAGAAUGAAGCAAAAAGAGAAAGGAAAAGAUGACAAAAAAAUCAACAGAGCCACAUGCGGUAUUAUUGUUCUUGCUGUUGUUAUUGUUAUAAACAUUAUUACUAUUAUUAUUAUUAAUAUUAUUACUACUAUGUGUACAGAAGUGUUUUUAUUUUUCAGAAGAGAGGAAAUUUGUCAUGUUGUGAAUGUUGUGUGUAUUUCUCUACAUGUGUGCGAGAGGAAAAAUGAAAAGUGAAAUGGCUUUUUUUGAAUCGUUCCUUUUAAUUUUAUGAUUUAAAGCAUUUUUUUUU